AUGACAGUGGAUAUUAAGAUCGUUAACUUCCAUAUUCUCAAAAACAAGAAGCCUGCGAAGGAUAAAAUUGAAACCUGGGUUCAAGCUUUUAAAGAACAAGGAUUAAAUAAGUCUCUUCAUUUUGAAGGAACUUUGGAGACUGAUGGAAUUGGUGUUUCUAUUCUGAAGCAAAAUAUUACUACAACUAGGAAGAAAAAGCUAACAGAAGAUAGCCCUGAAACUUCAAAAAAGGAGGGUGGACCAAGAAGUGACAAUGAUGCCCAGUAUAUUGAAACAUUAACACAAGCAGAGCUGGCAAGCACGAAUGGAAGAUGCGUUUUGAUUGAUCCCGGAAGACGUGAUAUUUUAUACUGUAUGAAAGAAACCAGUGUGGUCAAGCACGAAGAAAUUCUUGUUUUUACAAAAAAAAAUGAUCGAUCAAAAAGAUCAAGACACUUUAGAACUUUACGAAAGUCAACUAAACCAUCCAUGGUUGAAUCCGCUGAAGCUCUUCUUUCCAAAACCCCGUCAUCCACUGUAGAUGUACUCAAAUUUGUAGAUUACAUUAAGACAAGAUCAUCGGUGGAAAACGUAUUAAACCAAUACUAUGGAAAUGAAACAAAAUCAUCCAAAGAUCUUUACUUCCCCGGCUCCUUGUUUGACUUUCGUGUGGUUUUGCCAUUCCGAAAGCUGAAGUGUUCAUCCAAGAUUUUCUAUGAUCAAAAUGACCAGAUGUUAGUGAAGAGGUUGAAAAAGAAGUCUGGUCAUGAUGCGAUUCUUCCAACCAGGAACAAAGAUCUCAUUCGAAUGCUGAAGAAAAACGGCUUCCAAGUAUUUAAUAUUGACGAAUGUAAAAAUCGUAACUGUCUGUUGGCCAACCUUGAACAAGUCAAAGAAAUCCCACGAAAGCUGUGGAAUCAAGAUAUGGCAGCUGUUUUAAACUUUCGAAAGAUCUUGAUCAGCUUAAGAGAGACAGGUAAACGCCCUGAUGUUUUUAGCAGAAAACCAGAAUGA
This is a messenger RNA of Cokeromyces recurvatus, 993 nucleotides long. RefSeq lists its product as uncharacterized. Bases 1 to 993 code for a protein of 330 amino acids. Lineage: Eukaryota; Fungi; Mucoromycota; Mucoromycetes; Mucorales; Mucoraceae. The record is from RefSeq and is a predicted model, not a curated record. The transcript is spliced from 5 exons.